Molecule: messenger RNA, 1048 nt
Organism: Paramuricea clavata
Lineage: Eukaryota; Metazoa; Cnidaria; Anthozoa; Malacalcyonacea; Plexauridae
Source: the annotation of a GenBank genome assembly
AUGUUCUCAAGAAGUUAUUCCAAUGGGGGCACCUGUGUUUUCCUUAAGAAUGAUAUUGAGAUUGCUGGUAUGAUGUGUAGUGUUGAGGCUGGCAAGUAUAGGUUAUGUAGGCAAAGUAGAAUUACCUACCCUUCAUAUAUGAGAAGGAGUGUUGUAAAAUAUGUGGCUGAUAAUAAUGUUGAUGAGGUUGUUGAACAUCUUGUGAAUGUCUACAGGCUAAUGUACUGUGAGGACUUGAAGGGGUGCCCUAGCAUUAGAUUCCUUAUCGUGAGACUGUGCAGUGCUCUCGGUUGUGCUGUAAGGGAUUGUCUAAGAGAUACCCUGCCAUCUAAUGAUAAGUCUAAGCAUGAGUUCCUGUUUUACGGUAUUAUUGUCCCUCACUUACAAAUUGAUGUUAGCAGAUAUAUUUACUGUAGGAUGUGGGCUGACAGGUUGAAGCAGGGAUUGGAUAAUGAUUGGAGCGCUCAACUUUCUUAUGUUGGGUAUGAAUGGAAAGAUUGGCGUGAAAGGUGGCAAGAGCAUUUGUGGAGAAAGAAGAUGGGAUAUAACGAGGGGCUUGUGAAGUGCGGUAAGUCAGGGUAAAGUCUGUGGUUGAAGUUGCGAUUUAAUGCGUUAAUGUGCGCGUUUAUUUAUUACCUAUGGAGUGCUAAUAAUAAAGAGGUGGAAAAAAGGUGAUUGUAUUGUGGUACCUGGAGAGUAUCAUUCUGGUGAAGAGUUUGAUAGGAUUAUGGAGGCCCUCAUUGAGAUUAACAGUGUGAUUGAUAAGAUUGGUGGAGUUGCUAGGAGACCUCUGAAUAAGCUUAUGAUUGUUCGAGUGUGUAGUAAGCUUGGAAUUGAAACUGGUGUGGGGGAUGCUAAGCUCGAAAAUGCUGUGCUAAACAGCGAAGAUCUGCUCUUUGGGAAAGUCUAUCCUGAACUUGGGUGGGAACCAUCAAACUGUAAGUUCUAUGGUGAGUGGUUGAGGAGAAAGCUGAAGGAGAAACAGAUUCUUGAGAGUAUGGAUUUAGAACCUAAGUUGGAAAGGUAUUUGAAUCCUGGGAGUGGGUGA